Molecule: messenger RNA, 2613 nt
Organism: Rhizophagus irregularis DAOM 181602=DAOM 197198
Lineage: Eukaryota; Fungi; Glomeromycota; Glomeromycetes; Glomerales; Glomeraceae
Biological process (GO): siRNA processing
Cellular component (GO): nuclear RNA-directed RNA polymerase complex
Molecular function (GO): RNA-directed RNA polymerase activity
Source: RefSeq, a predicted model, not a curated record
AUGUUGAAUUUUGACGUUCUAUAUUUGGUAGAAUGUAAUAUUUCAUUUAAUCAUUUACAUGAUUAUAAUCUCAGCAAGGAAUUCUUUUAUUUAUUACAUAAACUACCUUCAGAAUCUGCAAUUCAUAUAUUAGAAAAAAUUUAUGAAAACAAAAAGCGUAUAUAUGAUCCAAUUUCAUAUUUACGUUCAGAAUUCAAAAGAAUCAGAAAUAUUGAUUUUAGACCAAAACAUGUACCAGAUCAUUGCUCUAUGAUGCGCAAGGUAAUAGUAACUCCAACUACUAUGUAUAUGCUACCUCCAAAUAUGGAGACGUCCAAUCGUGUCAUUCGUUAUUUUAAAUGCGUGAAAGAUAAUUUUUUACGUGUUCAUUUUGUUGAUGAAAGUUCUAAUAAAGUUGGUGCUUCAAGCGGUGAUGAAAACGAAAAUCAUAGUCUAGCUUUGUAUAAUAGAAUCUAUUAUACCUUACGUGAAGGUAUUAAAAUUGGAGAUAUACAUUAUGAAUUUUUGGCUUUUUCUUCAAGUCAAUUAAGGGAUCAUUCAUGUUGGUUUUUUGCUUCUACCAAUAGUUUAACUGCAAAUGAUAUUAGAAAAUGGAUGGGUGAUUUCUCUGAUAAAACAGUUGCUAAAUAUGCUGCUCGUAUGGGGCAAUGUUUUUCAAGCACUCGCGCUAUUCAGCGCCUUCUUGUUAAUGAUAUCGAGGAAAUACCUGAUAUAGAAAGGAAUGGUUAUGUAUUUUCUGAUGGUAUUGGAAAAAUUUCUCCUCUAUUAGCGAAAAAAAUCGUAUCAAAAUUAGAAUUGAAGAAUAAUAUCCCUAGUGCAUUUCAAUUUAGAAUGGCUGGAUAUAAGGGAAUGUUAUGUCAGGAUAAUACUUUACAAGGAAAUCAAGUUAAAGUACGUAAAAGCCAACGGAAAUUUGAAUCAACACAUAAUGAGUUAGAAAUAAUUAGGUGUUCUGCCUAUAUUCCUUCCUUUCUUAAUAGGCAAGCAAUAACAUUAUUGUCAGUAUUAGGAAUACCUGACGAAGUAUUUAUUCGUUUGAAGGAUCAACAAGUUGAUGACUUGAAUAAAAUAUAUGAAAAUGAAAAUAAAGCAAUAAAUACCUUACAACAAAAUUCUGAUGAAUAUGGAGUAUCACAUUCUCUUGCAGAUUAUAUCAAAGCGGGAUUUUUACAAGAAAAUGAUCCUUAUUUAGUAAAUUUGAUUUCAUUAUUCCGUAUAACAAUGUUGAGAGAUAUUAAAAAGAAGGCAAAAAUCCGUGUUAAUAAAGGAGCAUUCUUGUUAGGAGUUUUGGAUGAAACUAAUACAUUAAAAGAAGAUGAAGUAUAUUGUUGUGUAAGGAAUGAUCCUAAUAAUCCAUCUAGAAAAAAAUUAAUUACAGGUACAUGCAUUGUGUACCGUAACCCUUGUUUUCACCCUGGAGAUGUAAGAAUCGUAAAAGCUGUAGAAUGCGAUGCAUUAAAAGAUCUUGUGGACGUAUUAGUUUUUCCACAAGUUGGAGAACGCGAUAUCCCAAAUCAAUGUAGUGGUGGAGAUUUAGAUGGUGACGAUUUCACUAUAAUCUAUGAUGAGGAUUUAAUCCCUAAAAAAAUAGAAGAACCCAUGAAUUAUAAGGGUCAAAAACCAGAAGUCGUCGAAAAAGUAACAAUGGAUGACAUUAAAAAAUUUUUUGUAAAUUAUGUAUUUUCGGAUCAACUUGGUAGGAUUGCCAAUGCCCAUUUAGCCAGGGCAGAUUUCUAUCCAGAAGGUGCUAAGCAUGAGUCUUGCAUUAAACUUGCACAUUUACACUCGGAUGCUGUGGAUUUUCCAAAGACAGGAAUACCCGCAGUUUUUCCAACAAAACUUCGCGUUAGUAAAUUUCCAGAUUUUAUGGAAAAGCCUGACAAACCUGUUUAUCAAUCCAAGAAAGUUCUUGGUACUUUAUACCGCUCAAUCAAAGAAGAGGAUUAUAAACCAUAUGUAGAAUCAACUUUUGACACAAGGUUGUGUGUUAAAGGAUAUGAAAAAUAUUUAGAGGAAGCACGAAUUCACAAAAGUUCAUAUGAUAGAAGUAUCAAAGCAUUAAUGAACCAAUUUGGAAUCAUGACAGAAUUUGAAGUAGUUAGUGGAUACAUUAUUAACACGCAUCCAAUUGACAAGAAAAAAACAAGAGAUGUAGUAAAGUGUGUAAUGGACGCGAUAACCCCAAUUAAAAAGUAUUAUCGAAAACUAUUCGACAAAGAAUUUUACUGCUAUGAUGAUGAAAAUUUUACAUUUGAGGCUUCUAUUCAAAUGCAAUCGAAAGCCUAUGCGUGGUAUUAUGUAACAUAUCAUCCUUCUGAACAGUCAGAAGAAAAUAUGAUAUCAUUUCCUUGGAUUGUGGGAGAUAUUUUAUGUAAAAUUGCUUUAAAAAACCAUCCUAUUAUCAGAAGAAAUGAACCUGUCAGAAAUUUACAGCAAUCACGACAACUACCGGAACAAUCUAGACAACCACCACAACAAUCUACUGUAAAUCACAAUAAUUUUACUACAAAUCGCUCAGAUAUUAAUGUCAAUAAUUGUAGUAAAGAUUUAUUUAAUAGUAUCAAUAUAGAAGAUGAUAUAUUAAAUUUGAGAAAAUCAAUUUUGACGAGAUAA